CAGUAACUCCGUAACGGUCUCGGCGUGCACUUCUUUCCUCGGCGUCAUUUUAUUUUUCUCAUUUAAUAAAAUAAUAAAAAAAGUGUUAUUAAAAUUACCUAAAAACAAUUUACAAAUAAAUAAAACUACUAUUAUUAUUUAUCUAAUUUUUAUUUAUCUAUUAACAUAAUUAACAAAUACAAAUAAAAAAAAAGUGAUGAAAAUGUGUUAAAGUGAAUUUACAAAGUUGCAAAAAAGGAAAAAAAAAAAAAUCGUUUAGUGUAAACGUAAAGUUAUUAUUAUACAAAAAAAAAAAAAAAAAUGUCACUUCCAAAAUUGACAUUUCUUUUGACAUUGGUAUCGUUACUAACAAUUGUUGUGUCAUCAACACAACAAAUAAAUGUCAAUAAAUGUUGUAAUAUUGAUGAAGAAUUAUUAAUUGAUAAAAAACCAGCAAAUAAUGAUGUUGUAUGUAUUAAAACAAAUUUACCAUGGACACCAACGUAUUAUAAUCAAAGUUUACCACCACCAAAUAAAUUUGUAUUUGGUUUACCAAAAACAUGGAAAAUAAAUAAUAAUAAAUUACCAAUAUGUAGUGAUGAUAAUGUUAUUGAUAUUAUUAUUAAUCGUUCAGCAAAUCCAAUAAUAAUAUGGAGUAAUGGUGGUGCUGUUCUUGGUACUGGUUUAUCAUUUUAUCAACCAAAUACAUUUUGUGCUGAUAAAAAUGCAAUAAUUGUUUGUGUACCAAAAAAAAAUAUUGCUAAUCAUGCUGCAUCAACAACACGUCCUCGUAUACACAGAUGUUGUCUUAAUAAUGCUGUUUUUAGCAAUGAAAGAAAUACUUGUGAAAAUGUGAAAGAUCCAGAAGACAUAUCAAAAAAAUUAAUGCCAAUAAAUUCAUCAUCAGCUGAAAUAUUACCAGGUUUUCCAACUUGUGCUAAUGGUCAAAAAUAUGUUAUUGUUGGUGAUAGUAAUAAUGGAGUGUUACAAUCAGAUGGUGGACUUAUUGUUGAUGGUAUUAAUUUACCACCACUUGAAUAUUGUGUUGAACUUAUCAAAGAACUUGAUGGAAAAGGAAAAAUAUUUGCUUGCUCUGAACAUGCACCAAAAAGUAACCCAAAAAAACCAUUGGACUACAGAUUUAUCAUGUAUCCAAUUAGUUUUUUGAUAAGUGCAAUAUUUUUAGCAGCAACAUUGGGUGCAGGUUGGUUAUUACCAGCAUCACAUCAUGUACUUCAUUGGCGUUGUCAAACACACCAUGUUGUAUGUCUUAUGUUUGGUGAUUUAUUGAUGGCAAUAAUACAACUAUGGAGUGAUUCUCUUCCAGAAGAAAGCUGUAAAGCAAUUGCAAUUUUGACGCACUUCUUUUUCCUUGCUGCUUUCUUUUGGCUUAAUACAAUGUGCUUCAAUAUUUGGUGGACAUUCCGUGAUUUGAGACCAGCCAGUUUGGAAAAAGGCCAAGAAACAUUACGACUAAGGGUGUACGCUUGUUACGCUUGGGGUGGUCCACUUCUUGUUGCCGGGCUUGCAGCAAUACUUGAUCAUUUACCCCCACAAGAAAAUUAUACUUUUCUACGUCCACAAUUUGGCAGAGAUAAAUGCUGGUUUUACGGUGAUACGGAAAUUUUGGCUUAUUUUUAUGGACCAAUUGGACUUCUUCUUGCAAUAAAUGUUAUAUUUUUUGUUGCAACCGCUCGUGAAUUAACAUGUGGACUUUGGAAAGGUGAAUUUGUCAAAAGUACAACUGAAAGAGCUGCACUUGGUCGUGUCUGUUUAAAACUCGUUGUUGUAAUGGGAGUUACAUGGGGUUUUGAUAUUAUAUCAUGGAUUGCUGGUGGACCUCAUUAUCUAUGGUACGCAACAGAUUUAUUAAAUGCAUUACAAGGUCUCUUCAUCUUCAUGGUCGUUGGUUGGCAGCCACAAGUUCGUGCUGGUCUUAAAAGACUAUUUAACAAAAAUCCACGUACAAAUGCAGGAAGACAGGGUAAUGGCCUCAGUACCACCAGUCAUGGAAUGCCAAGUAUGGGUGAUAGUGUUACGCAAAAUCCAAGCACAAAAACAGCACCAUUAGAAACCAUAUGUUAAAUUAUUAUCAUCAAAAUAUUAUCAUCGUAUUAUCAUAAGCAAUGAUAUAAAAACAAAAUCAUGAAAAUAAAACGCACAUCCAAUUGUUUACUCUUAGCUUUUUCUUUUAAACAAUCAUUUCAGUUUUAUUUAUUUAUUUAUCAUUUUUUUUUUUUAUAUAAAACUGUAUAUUGUUGAUCCAAAGAUCUUGUUAAAGAUUUUAAAUAAUAAUUUAUAAUAAUCAUAUUUCGAUAAUAAUGAAAGUUCAAGAAAAAAACAAAAAUUUUUUAAAUAAAUAUUUUCUAGUAAGUCUGAACAUUUUAAUAGAAAAUGUGUAAUUAGUUAUUUUUUUAUAUCAAAACAACGAAUAAAUAAAUGUUAUGUAAAAUAUUUAAUUAAUUUAAAUUCACCUAGUAUUUUUGUAUGUCUAUUUAUAUUUAUUAUUUUUUAUUUUUUAAUACUCGGUGAAUUUAUUUAUACGCCACAAAUGUAUUCAUAAUGAAUUUUUUAAAUUAUUGUCUACUUUGUUUUUGGAUACGUGCUGUUCUUAUGUCUCAAGUAGAAUUUUCGUUUUUUUUUUUUUUUCUAUAACUCGUAUACGAUACGAUUUUUGAUACAUGAUUUAUUUGAAUUUUUCGAUUGAUUAAAUGUGUCAAAAGUCAUCAAGACGAUUUAUGACAAUACAAAAUAAACAUACGAUAAAAAAAAAAAUAAAAGAAAAAUUGAUAAAUGCCUUCUUAAAAAAAAUAAUAAAUAAUGCCUUGAUGAUUGUGCCCUGAUUUUCAAAUACGGAGGAUUAAUAAAUUGAAAAAAUUAAAAAAUAAUAAUUAUUGUUAUGAGACAAAUUCAAGGCAUGACAGAGGAAAAAAAAAAGAAAAGUUUUUAAAAUUUUAG
Molecule: messenger RNA, 2937 nt
Organism: Aphidius gifuensis
Lineage: Eukaryota; Metazoa; Arthropoda; Insecta; Hymenoptera; Braconidae
Gene: mthl1
Product: probable G-protein coupled receptor Mth-like 1
Exons: 7
Coding region: 301-2064 (587 amino acids)
Biological process (GO): cell surface receptor signaling pathway; G protein-coupled receptor signaling pathway
Cellular component (GO): membrane
Molecular function (GO): G protein-coupled receptor activity
Source: RefSeq, a predicted model, not a curated record